GACUUUUUGGACUUGGUUGGAGAACAAGCGUUUGUUGUUUCGAGGCGGGAGAGAGAGGCUUUACGUUUAGGCAACACACAUCAUCCACCAUGAUUCAAUUAAAGUCGAUGCUCAACUGCAUCGACAACUCGGGCGCCGCCUUGGUCGAGUGCGCCCUGAUCGUCGGCCAGAAGAGGCAUGCAUCGAUAGGUGACCGCAUCGUCGUCGUCGUCCAGGAGCAACGCAAGAACCCCAACGAGGGCGCCGCCGCGCUGGCCGCCUCCAACAAGGUCAAGCGCGGAGAUAUCCGCCACGCCAUUGUUGUCCGCACAAAGUACAAGGUCCAACGCAAGGACGGCUCUGUCGUCCGAUUCGACGACAAUGCCUGCGUUCUCAUCAACAAGGCCGGUGACCCCGUCGGCUCGCGCGUCAACGGCAUCGUUGGCAUGGAGCUUCGAAAGGCCAAGUGGAGCAAGAUUCUGAGCAUGGCGCCCAUGCAUAUAUAACAUCCCAGAGGCUGAAAAGGGGGGUUGAGGUUUAUCGGAUUGUGCUACUAUGAGGUGGAGGGGGUGACGAUACUAGUUGGAGGUGGCAGGUCGUGUCAGUUUCUUGUGAGGUGAAAGAAAGGUCUGGCGAAAUACUGGUGACUUGGUUGGCAAGUCUUGUAACAAGAAAGAUCACAAAUAUGGCGCUUGGAGUUCCGGAAGUUCUGCUGGGCUACCUGUAGCGCAACGAAAUGUAAAACAACAUAGACGAGCAUGUGUAAAUUGAAAGUACUUGAGGGAUCGGGAGGAGUUGUUUUGGACGCCCUGCAUCAUCAUUUCGCGAUUCAGAGGGACACGAAGCACAUGAAAACCGACAUUUUUGGUUGACAAGUUGUAUUGAGUAGAAUGAAACUAGAGACAGAGCACCGCCUCAUUAUUACGCCAAAUUAAACAGACAGAAUAGGAAACCA
Messenger RNA from Pyricularia oryzae 70-15, 934 nucleotides. Its product is annotated as 50S ribosomal protein L14. Gene Ontology annotation, biological process: translation. The record is from RefSeq and is a predicted model, not a curated record. Gene Ontology annotation, cellular component: ribosome; mitochondrial large ribosomal subunit. Bases 90 to 485 code for a protein of 131 amino acids. Gene Ontology annotation, molecular function: structural constituent of ribosome; large ribosomal subunit rRNA binding. The transcript has 3 exons. NCBI's taxonomy places the organism in Eukaryota, Fungi, Ascomycota, Sordariomycetes, Magnaporthales, Pyriculariaceae.